UCAUUCCACCAAUAACUGUGAGCAUAUUCCUCCGUAAACGUUCUGCUACAUCAUCAGCGUAGACGGAAGGCGGCCAGUGUGAAUGCGAUUUUCUGACGCAGCAGCGACGUCAACUGGUGCCGCAUUUGGAGUUCAUACUUACGAAACGAACGCCACCAACGCAUUGAACUUCACAAAGAUAACGUGCCAAUACAGCCUUCUGUUUAAUUUACGACUCGCAUAACACGAUACGAUAAUGUCGUCGGCGAUGGAGCUCUCACUUUGUUUCGAGCUCCCUGUCACUCGAGUUGCGUUUGUGUGGCUGCGGCGUUAUUUUUUACACCGUAACUUACAAAAUCACAUGCUCUACAUCAUACAGUUCCUUACGAAACAGAAUGCAAACCGCGAACGUCUGAGGGUACCACCUUCAUCGCGUAUGAUUGGUUUCGGAUAGAAUAGAAGCGAAACGCUUCACAAACACCUCGAAAAGACAUGUCGUGGGAAAAGAGCGUUUAUGUUCCCAGCUCAUUAGCGAGUCCGAGUCUACUUUAUCGGAAGACAAACAAUCUCCGGAAGUUCGACAACUGUCUAUUAUUCGCGGAACUUUAUCGCAGUCUGGGAACCCUGCUAUUUCUCCCACAAUGCAUUUCACGUACGCUAUACUGCUGACUGUUAUCGACAUGUGGCGCCUCAAGUCCAGUCCAACAGUGUUCCUUGGCCGAAACCUCUGCACGCUCCGCUAGCGAGGCUAUACGACUGACAAGUCCCGUUAGGCGACUGUGGGGUUUUCGUAGCGGUGCUUGCGACCCUUUCUUAUGGGAUCUACGUCCAGACUACGCUGGAUCGCAAUUUCUACACUUUUUGCGUUCAUCGUUACAAGCAACGUUGAUGGAAGCCAACCCUCUUCCAAAGAUGCCCCCGCUGUCCUUCCAUUCAGCUUUCCCAGCGACCUAUCUGAAGGUGCGCUUGUGCAUGUCUUCUGUUCCAUCGGCAAAGGGUCUUUGCCUAUAUAUUUCACCUGGUUCAAAGAUGGAAAGCCGAUAACGAACACCGGAGUGAAGGUGACUACCACGGAAAAGUUUUCGGCUCUCGAAAUUGUCAAGGUGACGCCAGCCGACGUUGGGAACUACACAUGUUUCGCGAAGAAUCUCCAGGGUUCAGACAGCUAUUCCAGUAUGCUGGAAGUACGAGCACCUCCGCGGUGGCUCUCCGCCCCUACAAGUGCAUCUGCCUUGGUUGGUGAUGGUGUCACACUUGCAUGUCCCGUCGCGGGAUAUCCGGCUCCCAAGAUCACGUGGCACAAGGAAACAGAAAAUGGCAAUAUCGCCCCGCUAGCCAGCACCGAUGCGAUCAACUUACUUGCAAAUGGGACUUUACUGUUUCGAAAAACUACGUACGCAGAUAAAGGGACGUAUGUAUGCGAAGCCACCAAUGGCGUGGGAGGACCACUUCAGAACCACAUCAAACUCACUUUACGAGUACCCGCUCGAUUCGAGGAAAAGAACACUGUGGUCACGGCACGCCGAUCAGAAGUCACCAGGAUGAAAUGUCAGGCGAAUGGCGACCAGCCACUUUCCAUCACCUGGUCCAAGGGGAACGUUCGGUUGGACAAACGCACCAGUGCGAGGUAUGAAGUCUUCGAGACGAUGACGUCAGACGGCCUGAUAUCGGAACUGGUCGUCCGGGAUACAGAGCGCAGCGACGGAGCGCUCUACACCUGCCACACCGAGAACAAGUACGGCAAGGACGACCGCAAAGUCAAGCUCAUCGUUCAAGAGGUACCUGGUCCACCACAAGAUGUUCGGAUCAGGGACGUAUGGAGCCGCUCUGCAAGCGUCACCUGGAGCCCGUCUUACAGCGGCAACAGUCCCAUAUCGAAGUACGUCGUUCAGUACUGGAGGGACCAUGGCACGGCGCACCGCCUAGAAGAAUUGGAAGUCACGGGUUCCAUGAACUCUGCCAUGAUACGAGAACUGUUGCCCGGGACAGCGUACGUGCUCAACAUGGUGGCAGAGAACGCCAUAGGACGUGGAGAACCCUCCAGAACUGUUGUCUUUCACACAGGCGAAGAAGAACCAGAAGCGGCCCCUGUAGACAUCAUCGUCGAAAUGAAAGGACCGUCUACUGCGUUUGUCUCGUGGAAGGCACCUCCGCGGGAACAUUGGAACGGCAACCUGCAGGGCUACUACAUAGGUUACCGUCCCCGAGAUUCGGAACUUCCAUUCUCCUACCGCCGUGUGGAAGCGUCCAAUAACGUCAGCCACGAGCACCUUCUUAGUGGGCUCCAGAGGGGCACUGAAUAUGCUUUCAUCAUCAAGGCCUACAACAGCGCAGGAUCCGGACCAGCCUCGCAGGAGAAGAUUGUAAAAACGAUGGAUGGCGAUGUUCCCGAGGCUCCGAAGUUGUUUGUGACAGCAGUGACGGCAGACACCAUGUCGUUAAGAUGGGUCAUGCAGUCCAGCAGCGACGUCACAGGAUACAAUAUCCACUACCGUCAAGAAGGAGGGACGUGGCUAGAGCUUCCCAUCGUCAAGACCGCCAACAACACGUACACGGUCACCAGCCUUCACAGUGGCUCAAUAUAUCAAGUGUAUGUGACGGCCUCCAAUGUGCUGGGGCGCGGUGACCCGAGCCCCAUACUCAUGGUGCAGACAGAAAGAAUAGCUGCAGCCGGCGAGACGUCUGCUGUUGAGCAGGCUAAUGCCGAAGAAAGAGUUCCGCUGUACUUCGACAUGGCGCUAAUGAUACCAGCAGGCGCAAUAUUCUUGGCUGUGCUCGUCAUCUUGGUCAGCACUUGUAUUUGCGUCAAGAAACUCAAGCAGACAUCAAGACCUGUGCCUGAGAUUCUUCGCUACGAUUCAUCCGCGCUCAACACGGGAACUAUGAUGUCCCAGCGGUACGUGGAAAUGGAAAAGAUGUCGGACCAGGACGUCGCCUUCCCGACGUCAUACAACACCAGCACUCUGCGGAAUGGCACAGAGCACCGAGACACCAAGGACAGGCAAGAGAUGAAGACAUACGUGCCAAAGAACCCCAUGAAGGACCGGCCACUCCCUCAGCCGGAGAACUCGCCAUUACGACACGACGACCACUACUACGACAGCGCGCAGUGAUCCCGCCGUCGGUUCGUGGCCACAAGCGACUGUCGACAUGCAGUGCUCGGACGCUCACUGUGUACCAAGGACCGUUGACAUCGACACGAACCUUUCACCGUCUGACACAGAUUAUCACGGCAGACACAAAUGCAAGCAACGUUCCAGUGACCGUAUGUGUAUCUCCCAGGUUGGAGUGGAAGCAUUGUGCGUGUUUCAUGUUUCAAGUUGCAGAGAAGCCACCUCGGCGAUGUCACGGCACAUGACGUCUGACAUUGUGCGGCAUGGGUUCGUGGUGAACAUGUGACAUAUGGUUCAUGCAGGUGGGAAAGUGGUCAGUGAAAGGCAGAAUAGUGACGCAUUAUCAAGCACGUUCGUCAUUCAGCGCAACACGCAGUAUGAUACGGAAGACGGUGCGACCGUUGAAUGCUCAACGCGGAUAUUGUCGAACGUGACGAGAAGAAAAUACUCCGUUACCCUGUCACAAUGCAGACUGAACACUGGAGAAACGAAUGUAAUUAUCAUUACACGAAUCGUGAUGGGCAGGUCGGAUCGGAUCGGUUGAGAUCGGACGAUAACACGAGGCCCCAUUCAUUGCACCCCUCCAUGUUACAAGACCAGUAGUGUGGAACACAUGUUUUCUUUUAUGCAAUAGAAUUUCGCUAUAAACGCUGAUUCAUUCGGCCGUUCCCCACCGAACCCAGCUUGCUUCACUACAACGCAAAUGCGUUCCAGUCAUACGCUCUUGCCAUUGCAAAAACUGGUCACAAGCCCGUCCGUGAUCCUUCAGUACGUUACUAGCAUAGUGAUUUAUUCGUGAGCGUUGCGGUAAAGCUACUGAGAAUGUUCGAAACGCAGUCAAAAAAUGCGUCACCGUGACGUGCAGGGUAGAGGUCACUCAGAUCUGGUGUUCAGUGUAAUACUAUUCCUAUCGCGAUCUAUGAUUCGUGAUUUCUUUUCUCUUUUUCGCGAGUGUUUCAUAACUUUUGCUCAACUAUGUGAGAAAAAAAAAAGGUCCACAUGUACUGGUGUAGUGUGCCCACGACGUCGAGGCUACACAGUAGUGUUUCUUCAUCAAAGACAUUCAUCGAUGCACCGUGCUUAUAAGAGCAGGUCUCGCAGCAGUUAUUAUGCAGUGUGAGAAACCCAGUUAUGCAUUUGGUAAAACUCUACGAAAAUUAAUAAAGACGAUUCUGAGCAAUG
Molecule: messenger RNA, 4274 nt
Organism: Ornithodoros turicata
Lineage: Eukaryota; Metazoa; Arthropoda; Arachnida; Ixodida; Argasidae
Product: cell adhesion molecule Dscam1-like
Exons: 15
Coding region: 795-3092 (765 amino acids)
Biological process (GO): cell-cell adhesion
Molecular function (GO): protein binding
Source: RefSeq, a predicted model, not a curated record